Messenger RNA from Pyrus x bretschneideri (Chinese white pear), 501 nucleotides. RefSeq names its product agamous-like MADS-box protein AGL80. Gene Ontology annotation, molecular function: protein dimerization activity; DNA-binding transcription factor activity, RNA polymerase II-specific; RNA polymerase II cis-regulatory region sequence-specific DNA binding. The record is from RefSeq and is a predicted model, not a curated record. The transcript has 2 exons. Lineage: Eukaryota; Viridiplantae; Streptophyta; Magnoliopsida; Rosales; Rosaceae. Gene Ontology annotation, biological process: positive regulation of transcription by RNA polymerase II. The coding region runs from base 1 to 501 and encodes 166 amino acids.
AUGACCAGAAAGAAAGUCAAACUAGCCUUCAUGAUGAACAACUCGUCGCAAAAAGCGACGUUCAGGAAAAAGAGGAAGGGAUUCAUGAAGAAGUAUGAAAUCAAUAAACUUUGUGAUGUUCUAACAUGCGCUAUCAUGUACAGUCCAAAUAAGUCUCAACCUGAUGCCUGGCCUGAUCAUUCAGAAAUGGUCGAAAUGGAGCUGGAGAAGGUAAACAAGCUGGAGAAAGGGAACCGAGAAUUGGAAAUUUGGAUGGCAAUGAACCACUUCAUUGCUGGGAAGCCCCUGAACGACUUGCAGUUCACUGAUUUAAAGGAAAUGAGGAGGAUGAUCGAAGAAAAAUUGAAGGAAUUUGAAGCGAAUAUCAAGAGCUGGAAGGAGGAGCUGGCGAAGAUGAAUCAACUCUUAGGUGCACAACCUACAGUAGCUGGUGAGAAAAUUCAGAACGUCAUGCAGAUGGUUCCAUGGUCCAUGUGGGACGUGCCGACCAAAAGUUCUUGA